GCGGGAGUUGAAGUUAGCGAGCGGGGGAGCUGCGGGUGGCGACGACCCGUCGAGGGGGGUGGGUGGGAGUGGAUUGGGUGUCCCGCUCUCGGGAGCGCGGCUGCCGCCGCCAUGGCCUUGUCGGAGAGUCAGCUUAAAAAAAUGCUUGGCAAGUACAAGUACAGAGAUUUAACUGUUCAAGAGACUGUCAGUGUUAUUACCCAGUACAAGGACCUUAAGCCUGUAAUGGAUGGAUAUGUUUUCAAUGAUGGCUCAUCAAGAGAAUUGAUGAGCCUUACUGGAACCAUUCCUGUGAUUUACAGAGGCAACACUUACAAUAUCCCAAUUUGUCUGUGGCUGCUGGAUACAUACCCAUUCAAUCCCCCCAUCUGUUUUGUUAAGCCCACUAGUUCAAUGACUAUAAAAACUGGGAAGCAUGUUGAUGCAAACGGAAAGAUAUAUCUUCCAUAUCUACAUGAGUGGAAGCACCCGCAGUCCGAUUUGAUAGGACUGAUUCAAGUUAUGAUUGUGGUGUUUGGAGAGGAACCUCCUGUCUUUUCUCGACCUACUGUUUCAGCGUCUUACCCACCUUACCAAGCAACAGGACCACCAAACACUUCCUACAUGCCAGGUAUGCCAAGUGGAAUGUCUCCUUACCCCCCUGGACCACCUCCCAACACAAGUGGUUAUCCAAGCUAUCCCUAUCCUCCCCCUAGUGGACCAUUUCCAGCAACAACUAGCACACAGCUCUACCCUUCUCAGCCUCCUGUGACUACAAUGGCAGAUGGCAGAAGAAAGCAGAAACGGGUAUGGAUUUGUGGUCAUUCAUAUGUUUUCUGGGCAGAAAAACGGGCACUUGAGCGAAGCUUUGGCCCACAGUUGGGCAUUCCAUUUGAGGAUGCCAAAUUAUAUUGGCUAGGAAAGAGCGGCAUGACAUGGGAUCAAUUAACACCAACCCUCUUGCAUGCACGGCGACGUCUACCAGAUCCUGAUAUACUGGUGGUGCAUCUAGGAGGAAAUGACCUGGGGACAGCAAGUGAUUUUGAAAUCAUAAACAGAAUGAAGAAGGAUUUAAGACAUCUCAAGCAAGUCUUCAAGAAUAGCAUUCUGGUCUGGUCCAAUAUUGUUCCCCGCAAAGUAUGGAACCAAGAGGUGCCUCAUAAGAUGAUGGAGCAAAGCAGGCAAAGAGUCAAUAGAGAAAUCGGCUUCUUUAUAAAUGGUAUUGGAGGGAGUGUGAUCCAACACAAUUCGCUUGUCCCAGAAUCUCCUGGAUUGUUUCAUCUAAAUGGUGUCCUGUUGUCUGAAAGUGGUACAGAUGUCUUCAACCUGGAUUUACUGAGUGUUUUGGAGACUUUAAUCUGACUGGAGGAAAAAUUACUGAUGGAAGCUUUGUGUUAAAUAAGAAUCUCUCUAGCAAUCUAGGUCAUUAGGUGAAGAUUGCAAACAAUGUGACAAAAUGAGUUUGCAGACACUGGAGUUGCCUUGUUAGAUUGCUAAUGCUAUUUGAUGUCUGGCACUGUUCUACAACUAUUACAGUAAUACAUACACCCAUUUAUUAUAUUUAAGCAUUGUGCAAGCUCCAUUUAAUAUUUUUGUGUUGAAUUCAGUUCACUUACUCAGUUUACUUAGAAAUGCUGUCAGACAGUUUACCCUGAUUUUAAUUUCACCCCUAAAAAUACUCAGUGUAUAUAACAUUGUGAUAACCAACUAAAUGAAGUGACAUUGCCAAAGUUGUUUCAGUGCUAAACAUUGAUACCAUCAUGUUUGCACUAAGUUUUACACUUUAGAACUUAAAUAGAAUUAACUUUUUGAAUGGAAGGGCAAGUAGGAUUCUUCUUUUUGAACAGUGCAAAAACACAGAUGCUCAUCAAUUGAAUUAAAUAGACUAAUGUAGGAAUAUUUAUGAUGGAAGUGAAAGGUAAAGGGUUGGAUUCUAUGCUUUGUGAUCAUCCUAUGUCCAACCCCAUCUUACAGCAGCAUGCUGCACUUCCAUAAAAAAUGCUCCAAAUUGUCAGUUCACCCUUGGGAACAGUUCAGGGGGCCUGUAGGGUAAUGAGAGAAGGAAAUAAACUGAAACAUCACAUAAGCAGAUGUGUUCCUUGUAUGAGCAGAAAAAGACACAAGACCUCUAGCCCAAGUAUUUAAGGUAUAUUAAUGUUGUUAAAAUGGGUUUAUACAAGGUAACUUGCCUUGUUUGCAUCUUUAAUGGUUUAUGUUACUCUAGACAUUAAAGGAUUUAGGUACAGAGAGGUUCCCCAGUCAGAAGGUCCACACAUUCUCCAGCGCAUGUAAGGAACUUUUGCAUAUAAUCGUAGCGUCACAGGUGAAGGAUUUUGCAGUUUCAAAUGGCAGAUUCUAUGUAAAUAAUGUUACUGUAGGUCCACUUCCCAUAACUAACACACUGUGCUUGUCUUUUUCCUAAGCACUUGGUUUCAGUAAAGAUGUUGCAAUUGAACGGGUGACUGCAGAGACAGCAUUUUUUAAAAUAUAUUAAAAUAUAUGAAGUUGAUUUUCUGCCUGUCCUUAAGCUGUCUAACUAUUUGACAGUGUCUUUGUGCAGCAGUCAUGCUGCACGUUGCUUUGGAAUUGCUGUAUCAUAUUUUCCUGGAAAAUGGCAGAAGAUUGUGUCAAUUUGUACAAUCUUACAGAGUAAACAUUUUUACUAUCAAUUUAAGUGCUCACCACAAGUUAAACAUACAGAUAUGUGUUAGCAGAGAAAGGGAUAUAAUUGUUCAAGAAUCUCUCUAGCAUCACUGCUUGAUUUAAACUCCUACCAUUAAGAUACAUGAUCCCUAGCAAGGUUAAGGAUAGUAUCACUUAUAGAAGAGUUUUGAAAGAAGUCACACAAGUUCAUAUCUCCGGGUGCUUGACAGUAAAUUUCAUGUAGAUCACUUUUAUAUGAGAUGGUGCCUUUUAAAACAUUCAUAUAAGAGAAAGAGAGAGAGCAUAUUUUAAUGGUGUUAUGUCAUUUCCCCAUCUGCUUUAAAGUCAAGUUACUACCUAGAAAAAUGUUAUUUAGUUAUUCUGCUCAACUUUUUGGCCAUGGACUAUGGGAAUGGUAUCUCAGCAGGAACUUAAUUCUGUAAUGUAGUGCAGGAUAAGUGAAUCUUGCCUUUCAUAGAAGUGUAUCUCAUUACAUCUUAAAAUGAAAUCUUGACUUCUGUUUGAAUACCUCUGGAGGUUUUCCACCAGGAUAAGGAAAACUAUAUGGCCUUUUGGGGAAAAAAAACGAGCUCAGAUCUAUCUAUAUGUGUGUAUGUAUACACAUAUGCAUAUAUGUGUAUGCAUGUGUGUGUAUAUAUAAAAUGGACUAGUUCUUUCUAAUGAAAUAGAGAGGCACUUAAAAGUACACAUACCAAACUACAUUUUGUACACUGCUUGUAAUUGGACCUUUCAAAGUUCCUAUAUUCUGGCUGGACAUACUGUCUUUUCUGUCUUACUGAUGUUGGAUAGUUAUUUUGAUUAAUUAAUCUAAUUUGUGUAACUUAGUGAUUUGUGUAUUGAAAAUAAAGCAGUAGUCUUUA
Messenger RNA from Sphaerodactylus townsendi, 3503 nucleotides. It is a transcript of the gene TSG101, whose product is annotated as tumor susceptibility 101. Lineage: Eukaryota; Metazoa; Chordata; Lepidosauria; Squamata; Sphaerodactylidae. The coding region runs from base 112 to 1341 and encodes 409 amino acids. Gene Ontology annotation, cellular component: ESCRT I complex. The record is from RefSeq and is a predicted model, not a curated record. The transcript is spliced from 8 exons. Gene Ontology annotation, biological process: protein transport; protein modification process; endosome to lysosome transport. Gene Ontology annotation, molecular function: ubiquitin binding.